AUGUCUCUGGAGGUUAUGACCAUCCUCUGUCGCUGCGAGAAUAUCGAAACGUCGGAGGGUGUUCCCCUGGAUGUGACAGGGGUGGCUCAGGUAAUGCACUUCAAAAGACGAAAAAAAACCAAAAAAAACAAGCAGUGGCUGGUGCUGGAGACCAAAGGAAGACCCAGGAGCAAGGUUCAACUAACAAGCUAACGUUGUCUAUGUUGUUUGCUUUUUCUCAUCUUCAUGGCCUUUUUUCCUUCUGCAGUGGAGAGGAGACAGUCAGCUGUCACUAACCCGGCUCAACUCUGAGUCACCUCUGGCAACGGGGUCAAUAAAUGAAGGUUAUAGAAAUGGUUAAAAAAGGGAUUUGAGGAACCCAAUGUACAAUGCGAAUUGAGUUAUUUCAAUACCGAUGCAUUUAAAAAUAGUUACGGCAAAAAUCCAAAUCCCACAGUUUGAAUUGUGGGUGGCGUCUCAUUUUGCUCCGUUGUUAGUGAUCUGGAGUCCUUGGGUGAAUGGUUUCACUUUGUCCUGUUUCUUUCCUUGUGUUCUGGCCCUUCCCUUCAUUUUGCUUUCCCCUUCCGAACAUGUCACUUUUUUAUUUUAUAUUUUUUCCACGUUCUUCAACAGGAUAACGCUUGAGAUUAUGACCCUGCAGCCGAAGUGUGAUGAUGUAGAGACAGCGGAGGGUGUAGCUAUUACUGUCACUGGGGUGGCUCAGGUGAAGGUGAUGACAGAAAAUGAGCUGCUGGGUUACGCCUGCGAACAGUUCCUGGGGAAGUCGGUGGUUGAGAUCAAGAGCGUCAUCCUGCAGACCCUCGAGGGUCACCUGCGCGCCAUCCUUGGCACCCUCACCGUCGAGCAGAUUUACCAAGAUCGAGACAAAUUCGCCACUCUGGUGCGAGAGGUGGCCUCACCCGAUGUGGGCCGCAUGGGCAUCGAGAUCCUCAGCUUCACCAUCAAGGAUGUGUAUGAUAAAGUGGAUUACCUGAGCUCACUGGGCAAAGCUCAGACAGCCGCAGUCCAGAGGGAUGCAGACAUCGGAGUGGCGGAGGCAGAGAGGGACGCUGGCAUCAGGGAAGCUGAGUGUAAGAGGGAAAUGAUGGACGUCAAGUUCUUAGCUGACACAAAAAUGGCUGACUCCAAACGAGAGCUGGAAAUGCAGAAAGCUUCCUUUAAUCAGGAAGUGAACACAAAGAAAGCAGAGGCUCAGCUGGCGUACGAGCUGCAGGCGGCCAAAGAGCAGCAGAAGAUCCGUCUGGAGGAGAUUGAAAUCGAGGUGGUGCAGAGGAAGAAGCAGAUCAACAUCGAGGAGAAGGAGGUCAUCCGCACUGAAAAGGAGCUCGUGGCCACCGUGAAGAGACCCGCCGAGGCGGAAGCCUACAAGAUGCAGCAGCUGGCUGAGGGACAGAAGAUAAAGACGGUGCUGAUGGCGCAGGCAGAGUCCGACAAGAUCCGCCUCAUCGGCGAGGCCGAGGCCUCCUCUAUUGAAGCCGUGGGCAAGGCAGAGGCCGAGAAGAUGAGGCUGAAAGCGGAAGCCUACCAGCAGUACGGCGAGGCGGCCAAGACUGCUCUGGUCCUGGAGGCUCUGCCCUUGAUUGCCAGUAAGGUGGCUGCACCGCUGUCCAGGACCAGUGAGAUUGUCAUCCUGAGCGGAGAUGGCAGCCGCGUGACCGGAGAGGUGAACCGUCUGUUAGCUGAGCUCCCCGUGUCCGUCAACGCCCUCACUGGAGUGGAUCUGACUAAGAUCCCUCUGCUCCAGAAGAUGAUGAGCUCACAGUGCCAAUCAGCCAUCUGAAGAAUCAGGCCAGAGACUCGUCACUCUGAAUCCUUCGACAUUUAUCUGCCUCAAGCAUGAUUUUUUUUUUUUUGAGGAGUCACCCUCUGACCCCUUAUGCAACUGCCUUUGACCAGAAACACUUGACAUCCACCAAGAAGUUUUAAAAAAAUAUAUAUAUUUUUAAGAGGUUUUUUUUUUUUAUUUUCUAAAGGAGAAUAAAUCUGGGGCCUUAACUUCCAAAGGACCAGACUAUAUGUAUCUUCUAUUGUUUUUUGUUCUAGACGCAUCGGUCCUUAUCACACUGCACUAGUUGUCUACGAUUGUAUGCUGCAAUCCCGUUCAGUCAUCCAAAACAGACUCGGGUGUUUUUAAGAGACAAAAGUCUGAGCUGGCUCACUUUCAACGUGUUGGUGUGAAACACUAUUUUUAGAAGGAGAAAAAAAACACUGGAAACAGUCUAAAACAUUAAGACCAAAUCUGAAUAUUGUUGUCUUCUCCGGACCCGCUUAGGUUUCUGCCUGAAGUUUGGUGUUCGGGUGUGUGUUCACCUCGGGAGCAGAGUGUCCCAGCUCCGGCCCCGUCGCCCUCAAACAGCAGUCAGUUAGUGAAGUAACUUGCAGUAGACUGUGCCCGGUGUGGAAUAGUGCAGCUUUCAUUUCCCCUUUGCUUUUCAUUAGACAACUCUAACUCUAUUACACUUAAUGCUCCCCAGCCCCCCCCCCCCCCCACUGUGAUUGUAGAAUUUUUGCAGCGUAUUACAAUAUCGGUAACAUAUGAAUCACCCGUAUGAUCGUUCUGACCUCACAGUACACCGUCAUGUUGUCUUCUCGUUCUGAUGUGCAGUGCCUGUUCACCACUCAAGUGCCCAAACCUUAGGACGGUGGUUUGGUUUUAGUAUGUCACUGUGUUAUAGAUGGAUGAUGUUUUAAUAUUGCUCCCUGUUUUCCUGACAUCUGCUUAUACUAACAACCGUGUUUACUCUUCACUUUUGUCCCGUGUUUAGACACCUAGGCAGAUACAAACACUAAGCAAACACAUAAGACGAAGCCAUACUUAGAGAAGAUUAGCCUUAAAAGAUAACCCCGGACGCCUGCCAGGCCUACUGAACGUUUCUUUAUAUCUCAAGGUAGCACAUGGUAGACGUUCAGGGGCUGAGCUUUAAUUAAUUUUGUAACCCUCCGACUCGGAUGUGGUGACGUGUUUUCUCCGAAGUCGUUUUAAAACGUUCACUUUUUUGCGGACUGUGUGCGUGUUUUGUAACCUUUUAAGACGUCCCUGCGGGUCCGAAAGUUGCCGCUGUCUCUCUUAUCUGACCACACCCGAUCUGUGAUGACAAAGCAGGAAUAAGAUGCGACGUUCGGUCGGUCCGCACCUCGUUAAGUUGGAAGAUAAGCAUGUGAUCGGGUUGUAAACACGUGCGUGGUGUUUGUGCUCGGGAGGGCUUCAGUUUGGUAAAGGUAACCAGCAGUUGGACUGUUUACUUUUUCCUGCUGCAGCAGCAUGUAAACCUAAGUGAAGCUUAAACUCUCUUUUUUUUUUUUUUUUUUUCCUUGCCUUCAAAGGCCACAGCAUUUCAACCCUUAUUUAGUUACUCUUCAACAUGAAUGAGCCUUUUGUUGUUAGAUAUUCGAACAUUUCAUUUUCAUAUCACACUUUUUGCCGCAUCAUCCAACCUGCUUGCAGUGAAGUAGGGCUGCCCCCUUUUUUUCCAUUUUGUGUUUUGUCUUCUGGGCUAAUCGUGAAUCAUCAUUAACCACUCUACAGAAUCUGUGAUCUUUUUUUAAAUGUGUUGUUCUAAUCUUGCCACUGACGUUACGAAGUUAUUACAGUCGCACCGUUUUCUUUACCUUCUGUGAAUAAACAUGAGGCUCGUGGCUCGAAAUUUCACCUGGUUUCUGUUUUUGACAAAAAUGUUACAAUUCCCGCCAAGUUCCAACGUAUGUCUCUUUUACUAAUGCCGUGAAAUUGCUGCCUUGUUUUGUGCAGAUACAAUAAUACUAUUAACAUGUAGACGUGUAAUAUUCUUCAUCAUUUGAAAUGGGCCAGUAUUUUUAUAACCAGCGAUUGGCAACCGCUUAUAUCAGUCAUUAGCCAAGAUCGCCGCCGCCUCGUUUUUCAAACUGAGAAGUCACAGCAGCCAGCAGUCGACGCUUCAGUGUUGUCUUUUAGAGAUCGAGACAAAUGUCAUUUUUCAAUCUGCUGCGCGCGACAGAUGGCUGACAGUUCUCAUCAUCAUCAUCAUCCGGCAAGAAACACACAGCGGCUGAUCUGCAAAUGUAAAACUACCCACUCACUGUAGUUUCUGAAUACACUUAAGAUGACAAGUGGAGCAGUUGCAGAAUCGUCUGACAGUUUAAAAAGUGGCCACUCCCAUGAUGUGUUUUUUUUUUAUUUUUUUUAACAUAUCUGAGAUUAAUCAACUGUGAGUGUUUGUUUCCAGCCUGGCGUGAGGUUAACUCAUCUAAAUAGUCUGGUUAAACACUUUGUAAUGCUCCUUUUAUUGAUUUUGUUUUUGUACACAGUGCCUUUGUUGGAUAAUAAAGAGGUCGUUGUAUCGGGAAUUUACUGUAAAGCAAAGACUGGCUUAUAGAACAUCUGAACGUUAUACGUACAGUGUUCAUCUGUACGUUGUUUGUUUUUCUUCCUGCUUUUUCUGUUUUAACUUUACAUUCUGUGAUACAAAAGUACAAAGGAACACUCACGAAAAUAUAUAUAUAUAAUUAAAUGAUAGAUAUAAAUAUAGCAUUUAAUAGAUUCACCUUUAAAAUCUGGUGUUUCAUUUAUUUGGCCGUUAUAUUUUGUGCCAAAAAUAAAAUGUCUUGAUUUGUCUAAUAAGAAAAGAGGCAACUUUGUGUUGCUCAAAGUGAAAUGUUGGAGAACGUGAUUAAAGACCAAACA
Molecule: messenger RNA, 4660 nt
Organism: Anarrhichthys ocellatus (wolf-eel)
Lineage: Eukaryota; Metazoa; Chordata; Actinopteri; Perciformes; Anarhichadidae
Product: flotillin-2a
Exons: 9
Coding region: 395-1780 (461 amino acids)
Biological process (GO): regulation of myoblast differentiation; protein localization to plasma membrane
Cellular component (GO): plasma membrane; cytoplasmic vesicle; flotillin complex
Molecular function (GO): protease binding
Source: RefSeq, a predicted model, not a curated record